UUGACGGGAGUUGACAGAAACUCAUCUCCCGGUCGGAUUAUAUUGUUUGUUGUUAAAAUCGGACCGUUAAAUCGCUUUAUCUCCGUUCUCUUCUAAAUGUAAAAUCUUCUAACGUAGAAUCGGACACCGAUCUGUUUUGCUCUGUAUUUCGGCUACUUUUUACGAAUAACACAACUUAUUAGACUAGAUUAACACCGGAUUAACUAUCGGGGAACGGUUUAUCUUCUUUUGACGAUCUGAGUGGAAAUCGCGCGAAGUUGCAAGAGAACGGUCGGAAAGUAACUAACGAAGUGCGCUAACCCUUACAGACGACGGAUAUGACGGGCUUAGGCAUGGAUUUCGAGGAUGAUUUCUUCUUCGAGGAGGAUAAAAUGUUGGUUAUGGCGGACUGCGGAUGUUGAUUGUCGAUUAGCCCGUAAUUCGCUGUCGUCACGCUGCGUUACAGUCUCAAUGUGCUUUCUUUUGGUUGUAAUAUGCAUGUCUGAAUGCCACGGUGCGGUGGAACAGUUCAAGAGGUGAUUCGGCCUUGUCCGCGAACAGUACUGGUGUACCUCGAAAUUCGAGCGGAUCAGCCUCGGACGAUAGAGCCUCCUUUGUUGCUCUGACCACCGUACCAUCGGCUAACGUCGAAUUGCACCAACUGGCUAUGAUGGAAGAUCGCAUACCAGACAUAGAGCUGGUCGCGCAAGAUGAAUGUGUACAGCAACGACCCGCCAACCAGAUGGGCAUGACCAUCACAUCCGGGAACGUCGUAAUACAGAAGGACGCCAGUAAUCUUAUUGGCAUAAGUAUCGGCGGCGGUGCGCCGCUCUGUCCGUGUCUGUACAUCGUACAAAUUUUCGACAAUACACCUGUCGCGCUGGACGGCACUCUUCAAUCGGGCGACGAGCUCGUGGCGGUGAAUGGCGCGUCGGUGAGAGGCAAAACCAAAGUGGAGGUCGCGAAGAUGAUCCAGUCCUGCGACUCGCAGGUCAGCAUCAAUUACAACAAGCUGCACGCUGACCCUAAGCAAGGACGCACCCUGGACAUCGCUCUCAAGAAGGUGAAGCAUAGAUUAGUCGAAGGGAUGGGCAGCACCACGGCCGACGCGCUCGGACUGUCGCGAGCCAUUCUAUGCAACGACGCUCUCGUCCAGCGAUUAAUGGCGUUGAAGCGCACGGAGAACUUCUACCGAGGCCUCGUCGCGCACGCCAAGGCCACGUUACACGCCUUCUUCGACUUGACUCAAAUCUACAAAGUGUUCGGGGACGCUUUCGCCGCGAUUGGAGUGCGAGAACCGCAACCGCGCGCCAGUGAGGCCUUCCGGCAAUUCGGAGAGCAACACAGGCAAAUGGAAAAGUUCGGCGUGACGAUGCUGAAAACUCUGAAGCCGAUACUGAGCGACCUCGGGACGUAUCUCAACAAGGCUAUCCCGGACACGCGGCUGACCAUCAGCAAAUACGCCGACGCGAAGUUCGAGUAUCUGUCUUACUGCUUGAAGGUGAAGGAGCUGGACGACGAGGAGCAGAGCUGCGCGGCUCUGCAGGAGCCGCUCUAUCGCGUCGAAACGGGCAAUUACGAGUACCGUCUGGUGCUGAGGUGCCGGCAGGAGGCUCGCGCCAGGUUCGCCAAGCUCCGCUCGGACGUGCUGGUGAAGCUCGAACUGCUCGACAACAAGCACGUGCAGGACGUCGUGUGGCAGUUGCAGAAGUUCGCGACCGGCUUGGCGAAGUAUUACGCCAGCGCGCGGGACCUGCUCUCGGCCGUGACGCUGUUCCCGGUCGAAGUCGAUCUCUCGCAUUCCGCGUUCCAGUACAAAUCCACCGGGCCGCAAACAUUGACGGAUAGCGAGGACAUCGAGGAGUACGAGCCGGAUGAGAAGCAACAGAGCGUUCAGAGCGAGGAGCUCCUCAUCGACACGCAGACCUUCCCGUUGAUAUCGCCGAAGGCGACCGACAACACGUAGCGAUACUUGUUGAGCUUCUGAAGAGUCUCGUAUCUUCUCGAGGAAUCUCCCGCGACUUUUAUCAUGUUCGGCGUAUGUAUACGAGAGCUCUUUCUUGGAUUUUCGUCUCGAUCGCGUUGAAUGCUUGACACACAGUCGGCAGAUUAAGCUGCAAUUGGUAGUAAGCUUUUUUUUACUUUUUGCUCUAAACGCUAAAUUGCAAUAUAAUUUCUAGAUAAAAAGCGUUUCCAGCGCUACCAGGCAUUGCAACUCUCAAGAUUCAAGCGUUAUUACUUUUUGGCAGCGCAGGAAGCGGUUUUUCUUCUUUUAUUUACGUUACAUUUUGCUGCUUAGAACAAAUCCCUUGUCCGCAUUCUUGCUUUAAGACGUAAGCAGUAAUCAAAUUGACCAGCCACGGCCGUUUAUUAGAAGAAUUAGCGAUCGUGGUUGGUCAAUUUGCUUACUGCUGUUUCGUCUUAAAACAAGACUGUGGAAAAGAAGACAAAGCUAAAAGCUAAAGGCUUAUUACAAUUAUUGGACUAUUGUGUGUAGAUCCAGACUUAAAAAUUGCAACACUCUUUUCCGUUAAGUUUCACGACGCGUCUCGUAUCCAGUAGGAAAAUGUGUCUCCUGCGAGUUACUAAAGAGCAAGUUCUAUUGGAUGCACGAGAUAUAUUGCGAAACUCAUCGGAAAUAAGUGUUGCAACCUUUAAGCUUGGUCUACAAUGUGCUCUUUGCGUCUUGUUUCUUGCUCUCUAUCUUUUUUUUUCUGUGAGAACUUCUAUUCACCUAUGGAAAAGAGAUAGAGAGCAAGAUGCAAGACGCAAAGAGCACAUUGUAGACCAAGCUUUAAUCUCUGCCGAUUGUACAUUCCUGAAUAAUGCAUUCCUUGUUAAUCGCAACGCAUGGCGACCGAAUGCCAUUUACCUAAUCCUUCGUUAGUUACGGCGCGAACGAAUUUAUCCGAGUCACGCUGUAUUUAUUGUGUACAGAUGAUGGAAUCUAAUUAUUACUUCCAACGCACGCCGCGCAACUCGCAGAUGUAAGAUACAUAUUUUUAAUAGCUAUCUUAUCCUUACGAUCUUUGGGACGUAUUUAGCGAGCAAAUUAUCCGUUAUCGGAUUUUGUUUUCUAUAAAUUCAGUUGGAGCGAUAUAUUUGUAUUUCAUACACAAAGAACGCGCCAUCAAUUAUAUUUCUCCUUCGAUCGUGCGUGAGAACGCGAUAUAUAGAUAUUAUUUAUAAACUAUACAUAUAUAAUAUAUAUAUAAGUAUUUACAAAUCAAAUAAUAUAUAUACU
Messenger RNA from Dinoponera quadriceps, 3223 nucleotides. It is a transcript of the gene PICK1, whose product is annotated as PRKCA-binding protein. NCBI's taxonomy places the organism in Eukaryota, Metazoa, Arthropoda, Insecta, Hymenoptera, Formicidae. The record is from RefSeq and is a predicted model, not a curated record. The coding region runs from base 647 to 1945 and encodes 432 amino acids. Gene Ontology annotation, biological process: positive regulation of receptor internalization; dendritic spine maintenance; intracellular protein transport. Gene Ontology annotation, cellular component: trans-Golgi network membrane; postsynaptic early endosome; synaptic vesicle. Gene Ontology annotation, molecular function: protein domain specific binding; phospholipid binding; protein kinase C binding. The transcript is spliced from 5 exons.